AUGCACUUAUUAUUAAAAAGAAGAAAUUUUCAAUUAAAAAAAACAGAUCCAAAAUAUUUAAUAUAGCUUAAGGGUUUUUAACUAAAUGGAAAAUGGAUUAUGAAUUUAUUGUGGCAUGAGGAUGUCAUAGAAUAAUACUUCAGUUUGAAAAAAGUUUAAAUUUUCCUUCUAUUUUAGAAUAUUGAAUAAUUUAGAAAAUUAUAAUUUAGAACAAGAAGAGUAAAUUAAAUCUUGUUUAAAAAUGUAAUGUUAAUUUAAGGAAUUAUCAAAUGA
Paramecium primaurelia is the source of this 273-nucleotide messenger RNA. Lineage: Eukaryota; Ciliophora; Oligohymenophorea; Peniculida; Parameciidae. The record is from the annotation of a GenBank genome assembly.